AUGGCGCAAGAUGAGAAUGAUCGGAGUCCCCUGAUGUUCAACAUCACGGUCACGCUGCUGGCGGUUUCCAGCGUCACGGUGGCCUUGAGAUGCUAUGUGCGACUCUACGUUAUCAAGUCGUUCCGGUGGGAGGACUGGAUGGCUCUGGUGACCAUGGCAUUCUUCGCGUGUUACUGCACCUGUGUCUUCCUAAGCAUCAAACACGGCGCCGGGAAACACCUCUCGGAUGUCCCACCGGAAGACAUCCCCGAGGCCCUGAAGGCCCGCUGGUUCGGCGAGAUCGCCUACAUCCUGACCUCGGUCUUCCUCAAGCUCACCGUGAGCCUGUUCCUGCUGCGCAUCUGCUCGCGGCGGUGGCAGAGCGCGGCGAUCUGGGCCGUGCUGGCCGUCGUGCUGGCCUUCAACAUCUUCUACUUCCUCAUCGCCCUGCUACAGUGCCGGCCCAUCGGCUACUUCUGGCUGCGCGUGCUGCCGACCACGCCCCGCGGCACCUGCGUCAGCGAGGAGGUCGCCACCGGCUCGACGUACGCCGCCUCGGCCGUCAACGCCUUCGCCGACUGGGUCCUGGGCCUGCUCCCCGUGGCCCUCGUGUGGAACCUGGAGCUGAGCCGGCGGAGCAAGAUCAGCAUCGCUGCCAUCUUGGGGCUGGGCGUCAUUGCUUCAUCAGCGACCCUCAUCCGCAUCCCCUACGUCUGGCAGCUCACCCACGACGCCGACUUCCUGUACGUCUUCACCGACUUCCUCAUCUGGAGCACCGUGGAGAACGGGCUGGGCCUGAUCGCCUCGUCCAUCGCGACGCUGCGGCCGCUCUUCCGGAAGCCCGUCGACCCCACGCGCGGGCACUACCGGAGCACCACCAUCCGCGCGUCCCCGCGGCGCCAGUCCUCGAGGCUGUCGGUCCGGUCCACGGCGUUCCACUGCCGCGGUCUGUCGGAUCAGGGCGACGUCGAGAUGGCUGAGACCGGCGGCCAGUACGGUGUUGGUCGUGCAAGGAUCACGAUGGCGCCACAGGCGCAUGUCAGAGAGAAGAGGACGGAGCGGGCCACCUACGACCAUAACAGUGGGUGGAGCUGGGAUUCCGCGGGGCCGGGCUGGGAGGACUCGAUACACGAGUGGAGGAACUCGUCGAAAUCGCAGCUGAUGUCGGGCAGCAAGAGGUCGACGUUGUAG
This is a messenger RNA of Neoarthrinium moseri, 1170 nucleotides long. RefSeq lists its product as uncharacterized. The transcript is spliced from 4 exons. The record is from RefSeq and is a predicted model, not a curated record. NCBI's taxonomy places the organism in Eukaryota, Fungi, Ascomycota, Sordariomycetes, Amphisphaeriales, Apiosporaceae. The coding region runs from base 1 to 1170 and encodes 389 amino acids.